AUGUCUGGCCGCAACAAUAAGAAGAAGGGUCACCGCCUCUUCAAGCAGCGAAAGCCCUCCGCGGCGGCCGAGGGCCCGGAGUCGCAGCCCCAGGCGGCAUAUGCCAAGGCCAGCGAUGUGGCGGUUGGAAGUUUCCGCGCGAGCCUUGCUGAUCAUCUUCACCCGCCAGACGCACAGAAUUCCGAGGCUGGUCCUGCCGGUAGCCCUGCAGCCGGUGUCGCGGAUUCGGCCGAGCUUCAGCAAGCCGCCAUGACCAUAGUCGAGCUGGCGACGUCGGCCCAGGAAGCCAAGACCGUCGCUGGUGGCAACGAUCGGGAGGACGUCACGGGCCUCAAGACACCCGGCGAGUUCGAGGCCGUCUUCAAUAAGCUUAAGUACGUGUCGGCGCCUAGCGACGACGGUGCUGCGGCACCCGCCACCGAUUCCAACGAGGGCAAAGCGGCGGCCCGCAAGAAAGCCAACGGUUUCAAGAAAGCCAAAGUCUCCAAGCCCCCGCGCCCAGCGAGGAUGGAACCUGCCUCCGGCCAAGCCGCCAUCAAAGAGGAAGCAAUUACCAUCCAGACCUCUCACCCCGCGACAAUGGACUUCGCCUUCGUCCAGGCAGCAGCCGAUGAGGAACCUAACGCCGUCCAGACCUCGCACCCAGCGAUGGCCGACCCCGCCUUUGGUCAAGCUGCCCGCGACGAGCAGCACCACCAUGACGAGCAGCAAUACCGCGACUACGCCCCGAUGAAUGCCGGCUUCGGCAUGAACAUGGACAUGCGCGUCGCCAAGCCCGUGGCCGUGAGGCUCCCCCCGCCCCGAUCCGCGGCGGCGAGGCGGCGCACGCCCGAAGAGUUCCGCCAGGCGCUCAUGGACCAGGUUCAGCGCAUCAAGGCGACGGAGAACCAGCCCGAGAAGCUGCACCAGGUCCUGGUGGAGUUUCGCGCGUCCAUCGACGAGAGGAUGACCGAGUUCGUCGACAUUAGAGGCGUCGUCUUCGACCUGGGAUGCGGCGGACCGUAUCGUUGA
Messenger RNA from Gaeumannomyces tritici R3-111a-1, 1011 nucleotides. RefSeq lists its product as hypothetical. The record is from RefSeq and is a predicted model, not a curated record. Bases 1 to 1011 code for a protein of 336 amino acids. The transcript has 2 exons. Lineage: Eukaryota; Fungi; Ascomycota; Sordariomycetes; Magnaporthales; Magnaporthaceae.